Pygocentrus nattereri (red-bellied piranha) is the source of this 2930-nucleotide messenger RNA. RefSeq lists its product as uncharacterized. The coding region runs from base 150 to 1364 and encodes 404 amino acids. The transcript has 8 exons. Gene Ontology annotation, biological process: endoplasmic reticulum to Golgi vesicle-mediated transport; positive regulation of GTPase activity. Gene Ontology annotation, cellular component: endoplasmic reticulum membrane. The record is from RefSeq and is a predicted model, not a curated record. NCBI's taxonomy places the organism in Eukaryota, Metazoa, Chordata, Actinopteri, Characiformes, Serrasalmidae. Gene Ontology annotation, molecular function: GTPase activator activity.
UAAUAAGAAGAGGCGGUGUGACCGACAGCAGCCGCUUCAAUACCUCAGUUAACUACACCUGUUCUGUUUUCUGUUUGUUUAAAUUGGCGUCUGAAUGUAAUUAUAUUAAUAAACCAUCUUGAUUUUGGUGAACUUGAACGUUGAAGGAAAUGAAAAAGGUGAAAAAACGCCAGCAGCAGCUGAACGGGGCCAGAAGCGUUAAUGGAAGUAGCCAGAGACACGAAGAACAUGUUUCCUGGAAGAAGCAGAAGCUAGUAGAUAUUCACCAGGCCCUGAACAGCGACCCAGUGGAUAUUGAGACCUUGCGGCAGGCAGCUGUCAGUGAGGGUGGCUUGUUGACAGAUGAUGUGCGAAGGAAAGUUUGGCCCAAGCUGCUCAGUGUCAAUGUGUUUAAUCUACCGUCCAAACCUGCUAAAAAUGUCAGGGAGAACCACAAAGACUAUAACCAGGUGCUUCUUGAUGUCAGGCGUUCCAUGCGGCGUUUUCCAAGAGGGAUGCGUGCUGAUGAAAGGGAGGUGCUGCAGGAGCAGCUGAUUGACAUCAUUCUGGAUGUUUUGAGGAGAAACCCUCAGCUGCACUACUACCAAGGAUACCACGAUAUAGUAGUGACCUUUCUGUUGGUAGUAGGAGAACGGAUGGCCAUAGCAGUGGUUGAGACAUUAUCUAAUCAUCACCUCAGGGACUUUAUGGACCCCACUAUGGACAGUACCAAACACAUCCUCAACUACUUGAUGCCUAUUCUGGAGCAGGUUGAUCCUGAGCUACAUGACUUCAUGCUGAGGGCUGAGGUUGGCACCAUCUUCGCCCUCAGUUGGCUGAUCACAUGGUACGGCCACGUUCUGUCUGACUUCCGGCAUGUCUUGCGGCUCUACGAUUUCUUCCUGGCCUCCCACCCACUCAUGCCCAUUUACUUCGCUGCUGUGAUCGUGCUGUAUCGGGAGAGGGAGGUGAAGAGCAGUGAAUGUGACAUGGCCAGUGUUCACCACCUACUGUCUCAGAUUCCUCAGGACUUGCCGUAUGAGCAUCUGAUUACCCAGGCCCAGAGCCUUUUCACACGCUACCCGCCCACGCUGCUCACCCGCUCGGCCGCCCUGCAGUCCCGCAAGAGCAUCACAAUCAGCUCCUUCCAGGACUUCCAGACGUCCACUCUGCAGCAGCGCCCAGACUCCGUCCUUCGCCAGCAGCUCCACCAGCGCCAUGACACCAACCUUGAUCUGGCCCAUGCCAAUGCCCGCAGCGGCGGUGCCCACCAGCUCAUUAAAAUGGCCGUUUGGGGUCUCUCAGCCACGCUGGGGGCAGCUGCCCUGGCAGUGGCCCAGACUGCCAUGGACUGGGCACCUGAGUUCCUCUUACAACUCUUCUGACCCGGAGGCUUUGUCUCUUUGUCUCUUUUGCUUGUGUCUCAUGUGCCAGUCUGGGAGCGAUGCAAUAGAGACCAAAGUCAUUUGUUAAGUGCCAGAAACUCCUUGAAGAGCGAAUAAGAUGUGAGGUGGGGGCGACAUGGUUUAUUUAUCCUCUUGUAUUUAUAGAUUUUACCCAAGCUAAUAUUGGGAGUAUGAAAGGUGGUAGAUGGGUUUUUGUAAUGAUAAGCAUUUCUGAAUGCCGUUCCAUCAGCAGAAUGUCAGGGAAAAAGUGCGCCGGUAGCGGAUUCGGAACAGCAGCAGACGCACAAAUUAUUAAACGGCUUUUUUUCCCCCUCCCCUGCUGAAGACCUUCGCUGCGGAGUGAAGGAAACAGCUCAUUCAGAUGAGAAGAGACGAGUGCAAGCAGGUGGGUUUCUUUGGUCUGUGGAGAAUAGAGAAGUCAGCCUGCAGUGAACGCAGCACUUUAAAGUCAUAGAGUUUACAGCCGAGAAAGGACACGCAUUAACCGGAAACCUUUUACGCAUCCAUGCUCAGACACACGUCCAUCUGCUCCAUUUAAACCAGAGUCAUAAGUUAAAGGAAUACUUUCCUCUAAUAGUGAUUUAUUACAUCUACGCUAUAUGGUUUAUUAUUGCAGGCAGUUUUGUAGUGUUUUCCGGUACACCAAUGGUUUGCUUCUCAAUCCUUGUUAUAGUUUGCCCUACAUGCUGAAAUGGUCUCGCUGCUCAUACCCAGUUCUCCUGUGGAAGGGCUUCAUUGCAGCUGGAGAGUCUGGAACAGGAGAAGCACCACUCCAGGGCUAGGAUUGAGAAACGUUGUACAGAAAACCCAUUUACCCAGAACACACGCCGAGGCCAGUAGAAAGAUGCAUCAGUAAACAUUUAUAGAAAUUUUAGUAAUUCAGUUUUUCAUGGUGAGAUCAUUUCUUAACAGUGUAGAUGGCGCUCCCACACGCUUAUCACUACAGGUACCAAAAAACCAUGGGCUAGUUUUACACAGUGAAACAUUUAAUCCAACUUCAGGUACUUGAAACCUACAUGACAUUGAAUUGUGCUUGAGUUGUGUAAUGUAUGGCAUAAAAAAAUUAACUUUAUGAAACACGUUUCCUGAAAAAAAGACAAAGCAAUAAUGCAUUGUGAUCAUAUCAAAUUCUAUCAUUUAAGUAUGAUCCUUUUCACUAGGUCAGUGGACAAUUAAAACAGGUUGGUUUAUUGAAUGGUUGAAAACGAGAUCUUCCUGGUCUGCUUCAUGUGAGGUCAGUGGUUUUUCAUUUUGUCAGUUACCUGUGUCAGCAAAGAGAUCUCAAAGCUAUAGCUUCUGGAACCACUUGGUUUAACUAGCCAGCCCCUAUUUACUCUUGUUUGUUAGUCUGCGGUUGUUGUGAUCUUAGGAGUUAGAUUAUUAAUCUUCUCAUCUUUUGAUGCCCUCUAAAAUCACGCAGUGCCGAUUCCUUUGAAAUCCAAAGGAUGGAAAUUAUUACAGAAUGGGAAACUGAGAUAUGCACCUUAAUAAUUGAUGGCAGUGACACCUUGAAAAAAUAAGACACAAUAAAAAUGUUGUACCUAU